GUCGUUAUUUCUAGACCUCCCGAACGAGGGUCAGAUUAAUUAAAAAAUUGCCUUUUUUGAAUUUAUGGAAAAACAAAUCGAGUUAUUCUGAAUGUUGGAUCAUAAAAUUGUUGCUCAAUAAUCUCACACCCCAAAUCUUGUCGCAAAUUUGCACUCUACUUCUCUGGCGCCAUCUCUCGUUAUUUCUAUCUGCCACCAGGCUGUCAAAAGCAACAGUCUUUUCAGUUGGGUUCAAUGCCAAAGGAUAAAAAAUCUAAGCAAAAAAAGGAAGGAAGUAGUGGACAAGAAGUAGAAAUCGUCAUUAAAAGAAAGAAUUCGAUUGUGGAUUCAAGUGGAGGCUCGUCUUCUUCAUCUUCCGAAACAUCAGGAAGCUCAUCGGAUCAAUCAUCGCAAUCUGGAGAUAGCGACGGAUCCAUUGGAUUUGAACACGAGAAAGGUACAAUGACUGGCGGUGAUAAUGUACAAGGGAGCAGCAGCAGCCACCCCGAUUUGGGAAAUAAUUGCUCCGUGAGAAUUAGAGAUAGAACAGAAGAAAUGCGGAAAUUGAUGGAUGAAAAUGCAAAGAACAGACCGGUGCGAAUUGUCGACAAUGUACAUGGUGUUCCAAUCACAGAAUUCACUCACAUAGUUCCUAUCUCGGAUCAAGAAAGAGAUGAUGGUCCAUCAACUUCUGGAAGCUAUCCGAAUAGAGAACCUGCUCAGCCGUCGUGUAGCAGUUCAAAACAAAAUGGAAAGACUGCGAAGAACAACUUCAAACAAAAACAAUUGACAAAGAAACAAAGAAAAGAGCUCGAAAGGAAAGAAUUCGAGAUUUCCGGAGCACCAGCGCCAAUCUAUCCAGGUCAAAAAGAACGCACGAAAAAUCCGAUAGAAUAUGUUGUUGAAAAAGAGCGAAAUAAUCUUCAUGUUCAUCACUUCAAUGAAUGGUCCGGUGAUAAUGUUCGAGAUGGAGAAAUGGUGGUUCGAGGAACGAAUGCAGCUGCUCAAAGUAUGCUCGGACAGGAUACGGUAGCCAUUCCGUAUUUGCGCCAUGAAGAUGAACUUGGUCCUCCAAUGCAUUACACUGAUCUACAUAAAAAUUCUCAAAUGAGAUAUUUACGGAACGUUAAUACAAUUGGAAAUUACACCGGCCUUCCAGCUGCACUGAAACCACUUCAUCGGAUGGGAUACGGUAUAGCAGCAUCGGGAAUUCCAGAUCCAGAGCCUCACACCUUGACGAUUAAUGGUGCAAAACCAUUUAUGAAGUACCAAUACACAGAUUACGUGAAAUCUGGAGCAAAAAUAAUCAAUUGGCGGAGUGAUUUUGUUUCCAAUGCAGACAUGGAUCAAACUUCUCAAGAUGAAACCUAUGUUGCCAUUAUGAUGGAUCACAAGAAAGCCCUUGAAAAUAUGAUCGAAAAUACGGAUGAUGAAUUUCAAAAGAAUAUGAUUAUUGCACUGAGAGAUCUCGAUUUGCGACAAGUUCUUCUUCGAUUUGGAGAAAUUGAACGAAUCAUCGUUCGUCGGAAACAAAACUAUGUAUUCAGUGAUUGUUUUCCACGAUUCGAUUCUCUUUCUCGUCAAGCUCGUAUCACAUAUGUUGUGACCCAAACUCUUGACUGGAGCACUAAUUUAUUUCUCGAAAAGUUUGAAGACGAUGUGACUGAGGAACGUGCCUGCUCAAUUUUAAUGCAUCUUGCCUCAACAUGUCCUGGAGAGAAACCAUGUUACGAAGACAAGCAUCGGAAAUGCUCAAUACUUCACUUCUUGAUACAUACGACCGCCAACAAGAAUAUACAUUUGAGUCACAAAUUUUCUGGUGGAAAUACACUUCUUCAUUUCGCUGCAAUGACAGGUUCACCGUGCCAAGUCGAUGUUCUUCUGCGUAACGGAGCUCCACUAAAUGAGCUGAAUGAUCUUCAUAAAUCUCCAGUUGCAUUAGCUAUCCGAAGACACACUAGUCUGAUUGCUCGACAAUUGAUGUGGCAUGGAGCUGAUAUUGGAGGAUCGUUGUCACUGAAUCAUGUUCAGCCAAGAACACCUCGACAGGCAGCGAACAAAGAGCUCUCCGAAUAUCAUGAUUAUCAAGCAAAAAGCAUUUCGUACAAAGCACGAGAAUUUAUCAAUCAACGUUUGAGGGCUCUGAACAACUCGUUUGUUUCAUGGGUUGAAGCCAUUAUUAUUGACGCCGAUGGACGAGUCAAGCUGGGUGUACAUUCUGUAAAAUCAGGUCUUCAUCAAGUUCGCAUCGGACAAGACAUUCUAGAUAGAUUGGUGGUUGUACAAAAUCGUACAUUUGUUAAGAAAUCAUUCCAAAUGGUGAUCGAGAGAAGUGAAUUCGAAGAAGAGCCAGUGGUUCUCUUCCUCAUACCUUGUCAAUACAAUCGAUUUGACACUACAAUGCCUGCCAAUUUCCCACAUAUUGUUCGAGUUCCGAUGGUUACUGAUGCUCUUGCAACUGCUGAAAGAAUUGCUGCGAAAGAGAAGAAGCGUAUUGCAAGUGGAGGUGUUCGUGUUGAAUACAAAGAUGAUUUAAAAGGCUGCCGACCGAUUAAACUACUUGGAGAAUCUGUUUCAAUUAGCUUUGGAGACGGAAACGUCGAUCGCCGAGAAAUUCUGGAACCAUUCUUCUCAUUUGAACAUAAUGGAAUCAUAUAUGCUUACAAUUUGCCUCCAAUUAUUUCAAAUAAUUUAGAGACAAAGUCCAAGCAAGUGAAUGUCACGGUGAAUCUCACGAUUCCGGAAACUGAAGGAAAUCGAUUCAAAGAUUGUUUCUUCAUGGUUCAAGCUGUUCAAAUUGUUGUUCGGGAACAACCACAGCCGAUUAAUCCGGCUUUCGAAAGUUCUCCCAAUUCUUUUAACUUGAGACCAAGGGAUCCGAGAACUGAUAUGAUAGCCGAGAAAGUCGCUAGAAUGAGAACCGAGAAGGUGAUCGAAGAAGCGGCACGACGAAAUGAAGUGGAAAUGAGAGAUAAUCGAGUUCGUGGGAUAGUUGCUGAUAUUGAGUCAGCUAUAGCCUUGAAAAAGAGUAAAUCGGUUCGAGGCGAAGCAACAACAUCUGUGUCUUCUUCUAAUUCGGCUUCAUCCAGUUCGCAGGUGUAUGUGAAGGACAAGACUGUUGUACACCGCUUCCCAUCAAAUUCUAUGAAAGAUUUUGACAAGCCUCCGGUAUCUUCAAACAAAACGAAAACUGAUUGAUCUAUCAUAUAAACGAUGUCAUUAAAAACGGAUUUCUUAUUUAUCAUCAUCAAUCAUCCAAAUGGUUCAAUCACUUUUGCUCCACAAGUAUUCAAUUUCUAAAACCUUCGUUCAAUUUUUAAUUAUUUUCGUAUUAUUGUUAUUCCGCGCUUCAUGCACCUCGUUCUUGUGUAAUUAUCAACUACUUUUUAAUCUUUUUACUGUAAGAACAGCCUAUCCUUUCAAUAUAAUCAUAUCGUUUUUGCCAAGUUUUCCGCAACCAACAAAUUUUCGUGUCGAGAUCUUUUCUCAAUGUUUUCCCCGUGUUAAGCUCUCUUCCUGUUUUCAUUCGGGCCUAUUUCUUUUCUCUCAAUUUCCAUUUCUCUCUCUUUAAACUUGCCCCAAACAUCCCAUAACUCUUCUGGUUCAAUUAAGAACGUCUAAGUCUCAAUCUACACUCCGUUAUUUCCUAGUAAUAGUUUAACCUUUUUUCCCAGUUCACUUUUUUUAAAUUAAAAUCAAUCCGGCUAUCCCUUUGUAUUGUGUCCCCGUUCAUUAUCUUUUGCCGUUGCAUAUAUACCCACUUUCCUGUGAACACCAUCAAACCAGUUCAAGCUCCACCCGUUUGCCGACUCCGCUCCAAUUUUCAUUUCUCUUUUCAAUUUAUAUUUCAUUUCAUACUUUUGUGUAUGUAUUGAGUCUUGAGACCUUUCUGGAGAGUUUUAGACUAUUAAAUUAUAAACGCGUCUUAAAUUGCA
Caenorhabditis elegans is the source of this 3914-nucleotide messenger RNA. It is a transcript of the gene F45F2.10, whose product is annotated as ANK_REP_REGION domain-containing protein. NCBI's taxonomy places the organism in Eukaryota, Metazoa, Nematoda, Chromadorea, Rhabditida, Rhabditidae. The record is from RefSeq and is marked reviewed.